Aspergillus neoniger CBS 115656 is the source of this 952-nucleotide messenger RNA. Its product is annotated as GNAT family N-acetyltransferase. Lineage: Eukaryota; Fungi; Ascomycota; Eurotiomycetes; Eurotiales; Aspergillaceae. Bases 1 to 813 code for a protein of 270 amino acids. The record is from RefSeq and is a predicted model, not a curated record. Gene Ontology annotation, molecular function: acyltransferase activity, transferring groups other than amino-acyl groups. The transcript has 3 exons.
AUGGCCGCCAAUCAAACUUUGCGACUCUUCCGUGUCCACGACGAACCAAAUACAAUAAGUGCAGUCGCAAAUACGAUUACUACUUCCUUCGCUCAAGAUCCUCUAAUCACAUGGUUACGCCCUCGCGCUCCGCCCUGGACGAAAUAUAACGCCGAAAUAUGCAACUGGCAAUAUCGUCGGGUCCAACGAGCUGUUGCAGAGGGAAUAGUCCUGCAAUCGGGACCGAGUUACCAGAUAGCCCGUUGCUUUCCUUCUAGGCCUUCUGGUUCGUGCCAUGUUGGACCCGAUGCGAAAGGUUCGGUGGCCGAAGAGAGCUGGAGCGAGGAUGGUGAUGAAGAUAAGGAUGCAGGAGCUGUGGCCCUCUUAUUUCCUCCUCGAAGACAUCAAAAAUGGACUUUAGCAAAACUGGUACUUCAAUUCAAGCUGCUUUUCCUCGAUAUCUUUUGCGCCCGUCGUGAAAGUGGUACCAAUGUACAGAGACUAGAGAUCAUGAUGAAGAGCCAUGACGACACAAUUGCUCGAGUUAAGAAGCUGCAGCGGCUGUCCGAUCUGUGGUAUUUGGAGGUUGUAGCUGUUCAUCCCUCUCUCCAGGGUCGCAGCCUCGGCAAGAAAGCGAUGACAUGGGUGUUGGACCAUAUCAAGCUCGAACCACUUUUACUGGAGUGUACAAGUGAGAGUAACCUCCCGUUCUACCAGAAACUGGGGUUUGAAGUUGUUGAAGAAGUCGAAUUGAUGGAGGGUGGUGAAGCAGUCAAGUUGUGGUUCAUGCUACGGCAAGUUUCUAAAAGCGAACACAGUAAAUUAGCCAAAUGAAUAUGACAAGUCCAAAUCAGAAUAGGCCAAGUUCUAUUCCUCGUGACUGCGCAAUCUCAUGUAUGUUGAUAGUGUUUUCAGGAUACGUCCAGUGCUCUUCCAAUAAGUCCAGAAGUAGUCUAUAUUGCUUAUUCCAGAA